Molecule: messenger RNA, 591 nt
Organism: Poecilia reticulata (guppy)
Lineage: Eukaryota; Metazoa; Chordata; Actinopteri; Cyprinodontiformes; Poeciliidae
Source: RefSeq, a predicted model, not a curated record
GCAAUGAAUCCUGGGUACUCCCCUGAAGCUUACCCUGCAGAGACGGUCGGACUGCAGGACAGGAGACAAGAUGGCUUCCCUGGACAGCCUGGGGGUCCUAGAUUUGCUCAACACACUCCUGACCCUCUGAAGGAUCAUCUCGUCUGGUCGCUGUGGAACUUUGUCUAUGGAAAUUGUUUCUGUCUUGGAUUGACAGCUCUCAUUUUUUCCAUCAAGUCCAGAGACCGCAAGGUGGUUGGAGAUCAAGAUGGUGCCCGACGUUAUGCCUCCACUGCUCACAUCCUCAACAUCGUGGCCACAAUUCUGGCAUCCAUAGCUGUCUUUAUUUUCUUUGUUGUGCUCAUUGCCGUGAGCGUUCAGUUUCGAAGGUUAUGAUAAAAUAUGAAGCUAUAGUUGAUAAUAAAAUAACAAAAGAACUGAACUUCCCAUCACUAGUUCAUUAUGUUUCUUAUAGAGUAAGAUGUUAUUCAAGCUACUCAUACAAUUAUAAGUAUUACAAACAUUCAUUACAGUAUGAAGGACUGCUGUUCUGUUUUUGCUUUUGUACCAAAGUAAAACUGUAGUAGUACUAGUAGUACGGUCUAAGACAGU